GAGAUGUACAAGGACGACUGGAACAAGGUCUCGGAGCACGUUGGCAGCCGCACCCAGGAUGAGUGCAUCCUGCAUUUCCUAAGGCUCCCCAUUGAAGACCCCUACCUGGAGAACUCAGAUGCGUCCCUCGGCCCCCUGGCCUACCAGCCUGUGCCCUUCAGCCAGUCUGGCAACCCCGUGAUGAGCACUGUUGCUUUCCUGGCAUCGGUGGUGGACCCUCGUGUGGCAUCAGCAGCAGCAAAGGCUGCCUUAGAGGAGUUCUCUCGUGUCAGAGAGGAGGUGCCCCUGGAGCUGGUGGAAGCCCACGUGAAGAAAGUGCAGGAAGCAGCACGUGCCUCAGGGAAGGUGGAUCCCACCUAUGGGCUGGAGAGCAGCUGCAUUGCUGGGACGGGGCCGGACGAGCCAGAAAAGAUGGGUGAGCAUCUGAAUGCAGAGAGCUGCACACAGCUGUGCUGGGCCCUUUCUUGUGCCUCUGGAUUGACUGAGCCCACCUGCAGCAGGAGAUGCUGUUGGUAAGGGGCAGCACCAGGGAUGGUCAUUC
Messenger RNA from Lagopus leucura (white-tailed ptarmigan), 541 nucleotides. RefSeq names its product SWI/SNF complex subunit SMARCC1-like. Bases 4 to 516 code for a protein of 170 amino acids. The record is from RefSeq and is a predicted model, not a curated record. The transcript is spliced from 2 exons. Gene Ontology annotation, molecular function: histone binding; nucleosomal DNA binding. Gene Ontology annotation, biological process: positive regulation of DNA-templated transcription. Gene Ontology annotation, cellular component: npBAF complex; SWI/SNF complex; nBAF complex. Lineage: Eukaryota; Metazoa; Chordata; Aves; Galliformes; Phasianidae.